AAGUUAGGGCAGGAUGUUUGGGGGUGGAAAGAAGUACAAGAGGAGGGGCCGUAAACUCGAGCUAGGACAGGCCCGGAGGGGAACUGUUGUAGGUCUCCUGAGUUUCCCUUUUACAAACACCGAACUGAAAGGGUAACCCCAGCCUGAGGAGACCAUGCCAAGCGUAGUUGCCAAAGAGCCACAGAGCCCUACUAGUUUUUCUAGUUUCCCCCCAGUCUCAAGCACAAAGGCAAUUACGGAAGUGGCUGUGUGUGUGGAAGGAGAGGAGGAGAGAGAGGAAAGUUUAGGAGGGAGAGGACUGGGGGAAGGAAUGCAUACAUUUUAAUAGUUGAAAAUUAAAUGCAAAACACUAUUCAAAUGGAUCUCUUACUCCACCGUUGUUUUAGAGGGCAGCCGAAGAUCGAUGGGAAAAGGAAGCGACUGAUUUGUUAGGUUGGGACCUUUCAGAGUGGGAUUUCUAAGUCACGGAAUGACAUUCGGUUUGGGGAAAAAAAGGCUUCCAAGCGAUUUAGUCCCAGCCCGAACGCCUUUCGUCCUCCCCCGGCAGGGAGAUUCUUGGGCGUUAGCCUUAGACAAAGCAGGAUAAAGCAGAAACAAUUUCUGUGGUAAAGUGCUACAUAUAUGUCAGCAAUCUGCAGACAAUGAGGGGUGGGCUGGGGUGGGGCGUGAUGAGGGAAGGACGAGGGAAAAACGGAGCCCGGGAAAGAGAAGCUAGUAGCCCGGCGCCUCCCAGCCUCCGGGGGAGCAAGCCUCGGAAAAGAGCCGAGGGAACAACGCGGUUGAGGGCGGGAAGAUUUGCAGUUGGUAAAAGGGGAGGGGAGAAGGGCAGAAAUGGGGAGUGCAGGAAAGGCUGUAGGGUCAAGCCCAGCCCCUCCGAUCACGCCCCUCCCUCCUUCCCUCAGUCUCUUUCUUCCAGCACCCUCGGGGUAGAGCCGUAGACCGAGAGACUGAUCGAGCUCUGUCUCUGUGGGGCGCGCACGCCGACUGCUCGGGCCUGCAGCGUCUCCCUUCCUUCCUUCCGCUUUUGCGGGACCGCCCGACCAGGGAUGUCGUCCAGCCGCCAGCCCGUUCCCGAAGACGAGCUGAAAGGUAAAUAUAUUGCUUCAACCCAGCGACCGGACGGGACCUGGAGGAAGCAACGGAAAGUAAAAGAAGGUUACGUGCCUCAGGAGGAAGUUCCUGUGUAUGAAAACAAGUAUGUAAAGUUCUUCAAGAGUAAACCAGAACUACCUCCUGGGCUGAGCCUUGAGGCUGGGGUCCCAACCCCACCCCGUCUAGACAGUGGUGAGCCAGGCCUUUCUAAGACUGCCAAACGCAACCUGAAACGCAAGGAGAAGAGGCGGCAGCAGCAAGGGAAGGGGGCAGUAGAGGCCUUGAGCCGGACUCUGGAUAAAGUGUCAUUGAAGGAACCAGCGCAGCUGCCAAGUGUGCCCCCUGCUCCCCGUGCCACCCCUGCAACAAACCCUGACAAACCUGACACACUUUCCACCACUGAGAAAGCCAAGAAGAUAAAGAAUUUGAAGAAAAAACUUCGUCAGAUAGUGGAGCUGCAGCAGCGGAUCCAGAGUGGGGAGAUCAGUCAUCCCAGCAGAGAACAAUUAGAAAAACUGGCGAGGAGGGGGACCUUAGAAGAAGAGUUGGAGGACUUGGAGUUAGGCUUAUGAGGCUCCUCAUGGACUAGGAAUGUGGACUGUAGGACAAACCAUGAUGUUCCCUCUGAGGGGCCCGGGGACCGUGGUGGUGGCAGCAGUGGCAGCAGCCAGGAGGGACGUGUCCUGCUCUCUGCCCUCUUAUUCUUGCCCCGCUGUCUCUGGCCCAGCCUUUCCUUCCAGAGCCUCGCCUCUCCAUUAAUCCUCACCUUGAGCCCUUACUUUUCGGACUCUACCCUUCCCUUUCCCUGUGUCUGGAAUCUCAGUGACUGUCCCAGGUACCACUCUUCCUGGCUUGGGGUUUUUCUUUUCUUUUCUUUUCUUUUUUUUCUUUUUUUCUUUUUUUUUUUUUAAUCUGGGGGGCAUGGGAAGGAUGGGUCAGGUUCUCAGGAAGGGCUGAACUCUUAGGGUGGGGAUGGGGACUACAAACUCUUGGAUUUUUGGUUUCUGUUUAGUGUUUUGGGGUAAUUUCCAUUCUACCCCAUUCCUUUUUUCCUUUUUUUUUUUUUAAAUAAGAUAAUAAAUCCCAAGUAGAGAUGUC
Antechinus flavipes (yellow-footed antechinus) is the source of this 2190-nucleotide messenger RNA. RefSeq names its product PYM homolog 1, exon junction complex associated factor (gene PYM1). Gene Ontology annotation, cellular component: exon-exon junction complex; cytoplasm. The transcript has 4 exons. Gene Ontology annotation, molecular function: RNA binding. Lineage: Eukaryota; Metazoa; Chordata; Mammalia; Dasyuromorphia; Dasyuridae. The record is from RefSeq and is a predicted model, not a curated record. Gene Ontology annotation, biological process: exon-exon junction complex disassembly. Bases 1047 to 1664 code for a protein of 205 amino acids.